Molecule: messenger RNA, 1834 nt
Organism: Scomber japonicus (chub mackerel)
Lineage: Eukaryota; Metazoa; Chordata; Actinopteri; Scombriformes; Scombridae
Product: tectonic-1-like
Exons: 14
Coding region: 1-1833 (610 amino acids)
Biological process (GO): cilium assembly; protein localization to ciliary transition zone
Cellular component (GO): MKS complex
Source: RefSeq, a predicted model, not a curated record
AUGUCGGCCUCAGCUGCUGCAGCCUGGUUCUGUUCAUUUCUCCUGUUUACCGCCGUCACUACCGACGAAAACACAACAAGCUACAACUUCAAUACGACUGACUAUCCCGAGCUGAACUUCACAUACAGCUUUACGGACAGUUCUACAACAUCACAGCCUGACUCCACCACCACAACACCGAGCUACAGCAGCACCGCGGACCCGCUUAGACCCACCGUCCCCGGCGACCCGCUGCCCGCCUCCGGCUACCUACUCACUCCUGUGACGGACGUGUCCACGUUGUGCCCCUGCGACGAGCACAGGGAUGUGUGUGACAUCAGCUGCUGCUGUGACAGACAGUGUAGUGAGCAGGUAGCUCUGUUCACCAGCUGCUCAGUGAGCACUGUCAGCGUCAACAAGCAGCUAUGCAGCCGGGAUGUGGCCUCCUACUCUUUAAGAAUUAAGAUAGACGGAUACUCAGAGCUGCAGUCGUCUGUGAAGAAGGAGACUAACUCUGACAUCUUCUGCAUUCAUUCACAGAACCGUUUCGAUGGACUGUCUCACCCCUCGCCCGCUCUUCCAACCGACACCAACUUCGACUCCCUCUUUAAACAAUUCUCCCAGUAUUUUUUCGGCUCAGAUGUAAGCGGCAGUUGGGAGUCAACCACAGAGCUCCGAGCCUCGUCUGGAUACCAGUAUGGAGAUGUGAUGCUGACAGCAGGAGAGAGUGGACAGAGAGGAACCUUCUGGCUGCCAGCUGCUGCUCUCACUGCUGACUGUGUGGACAACAGUCCUGCAGCGUUCCUGAAGGAGCAGAGCAGCCGGUGUUCCCGCCGUGUGGACCUGGAGCAGGACUGCAGCACUCUGCCAGCUCUCAGCAUGGACACAUACACUGACCUCCAGCUGCUUGCUGGGAAGAACAAAGAUGCAGAAGUUGUUCCUGUGCUGCUGGUUUCAGUGGUCCUACAGUCUCUAGAAGGGACUCAGACUGAGCUGCAGAUGAGUGGAGGAGAAAGCUUGAGCCCUGCUCUGCUGAUGCCAGACGUCUGUGCUAACGUGGUGCUGAAGGUUGUCUAUGUGAUGAAGUACAGUCCAGAUGGACAGCUAGUGGAUGUGAUGGUGUCUCUGGUGCUUGGGUUUGUCCAGAGCACAGCGCUGCCUCUAGAACAGGAGUUUCAUAUCACAUUUAUCCAGGACGACGGUGAGGACGUGUCUGUCCACUACAGUGGAAAUCCAGGUUAUGUGGUUGGACUGCCGCUUGUUUCUGGACAAAAAACUGCAGAUGGGAUUGUGAGGAGCGUUGACCCCAGAGGCACACUGUCUCUUCUCCACAGCUCUGUAGACCAGGACUGUCUGCAGGGUCCACAUCAGCGCUCCCCCCUCCUGUUCGGUGUGGACUCCGUGUCCGGCUGCACAUUAAGACUGGAGGAUGCUGCUAACUGCUCCGUGGUGUCACAGGUGCUUCUGGAUGUCCUGAGAGGACCAAACUAUCCUCAGUAUGUGGCUGCCUUUGGAAACUCUCCAUUAAACAAUCCUCUGGACUGGCUAUCCAUCAAGAGCAGCUUUAGUCCUGGGGAAGGACAGAGUUGCAACAUCCCAUUGUCACAUCAUUUAGAAAUUGAAUGGACCAAAUACGGAUCAUUGCUGAAUCCCCAAGCUCAGGUUGUGAGCAUCAAAGAAGUCAUCCAAACCAACACCAGCAGUCUGGACCUGCUGACCAGUGGCAGCAGUCUUGUGUCAAUCAGGAGCUCCGUGUCCUUCGUACCGGUGUCUGCUGCUGCUCUUCCUGGUUUCAGAGCUGCACCAACCAUUGACGCCAAACUACCAUUUGACUUCUUCUUCCCUUUUGUGUGAU